AUGUCCGGUCGUCAAGGUGGUAAGAUGAAACCUCUAAAGCAAAAGAAAAAGGCCCAGCAAGACCUAGACCCCGAGGAGCUUGCCUACAAGGAGAAGCAAAAGGCCGAUGCUGCUGCCAAGAAGGCCUUAAUGGCUAACAUGAAGAGCGGAAAGCCCCUAGUUGGUGGUGGAAUCAAGAAAUCUGGUAAGAAAUAG
Messenger RNA from Lachancea fermentati, 195 nucleotides. NCBI's taxonomy places the organism in Eukaryota, Fungi, Ascomycota, Saccharomycetes, Saccharomycetales, Saccharomycetaceae. The record is from the annotation of a GenBank genome assembly.